Ipomoea nil (Japanese morning glory) is the source of this 1811-nucleotide messenger RNA. RefSeq names its product CBL-interacting serine/threonine-protein kinase 1. The record is from RefSeq and is a predicted model, not a curated record. Gene Ontology annotation, biological process: protein phosphorylation; signal transduction. NCBI's taxonomy places the organism in Eukaryota, Viridiplantae, Streptophyta, Magnoliopsida, Solanales, Convolvulaceae. Gene Ontology annotation, molecular function: ATP binding; protein kinase activity. Bases 99 to 1550 code for a protein of 483 amino acids. The transcript is spliced from 12 exons.
AUAUCUUCCUGACAAAAAUAACCAGAGAGUGAGGAGAUUUGUAGCUCGGGUUCUAGAAGGUUUUGGAGUGAUCGGAGAGCGGAAUCAGCAGGGAGGGAAUGGUGCUAGUGCAAGGCGGUGAUGCGAAAGGUCUAGAGAGGCUGCCGGCGGCGAACGGUGGAGUGUCGGCUAAGGCAGCGCCGAAUAAAGGAAUGCGACUGGGGAGGUACGAACUGGGGAGGACUCUAGGUGAAGGAAACUUUGGAAAAGUCAAGUACGCGCGCCACGUCGACUCCGGCGAGUCCUUUGCCGUUAAAAUCCUCGAGAAGAACCGCAUCCUUGACCUACGCGUAACCGAUCAGAUAAAGAGAGAGAUCGGGACCUUGAAACUUCUCAAACAUCCCAAUGUUGUCAGAUUGCACGAGGUCUUGGCAAGCAAAACCAAGAUAUGUAUGGUCCUAGAAUACGUCAAUGGGGGAGAAUUGUUUGACAGAAUUGUAUCCAAAGGCAAACUGUCUGAGGUAGAAGGCAGGAAGCUCUUCCAGCAAUUGAUUGAUGGUGUCAGCUACUGUCACAGCAAAGGAGUUUUCCACAGAGAUCUUAAGCUAGAAAACGUGCUGGUUGAUGAGAAUGGGAUCAUUAAGGUUUCAGAUUUUGGCCUCAGUGCAUUGCCUCAACAUUUUAGGGAUGAUGGGUUGCUGCACACAACAUGCGGAAGUCCCAACUAUGUUGCACCUGAAAUUCUUUCAAACAGAGGAUAUGAUGGUGCCACCUCAGAUACCUGGUCAAUCGGUGUCAUCUUAUAUGUUAUUCUUACAGGGUAUUUACCCUUUGAUGAUAGAAAUCUAGCAGUACUGUAUCAAAAGAUAUUCAAGGGUGAUGCUCAUAUACCAAAGUCACUAUCUCCAGGGGCACGGGACCUCAUAAAGAGGAUACUUGAUCCCAACCCUAGUACCCGUAUUACAAUUUCAGAGAUCAAAGAACACCAGUGGUUUAAACCAGGCUACAACCCUGCAAAUCCUGAUGGAGAAGAAGAAGAUGAGGAUGAUGAUGCAUAUAAAGAUAAUGAAAUCCCAACUGUAAAUGAAGUGCCACUCGAUGGAGAAAGAAAUCCAGAAACACCACCAACACUUAUUAAUGCUUUUCAGCUGAUAGGAAUGUCUUCCUGUUUAGAUCUUUCUGGAUUUUUUGAGAAAGAGGAUGUCUCCGAAAGGAAGAUCAGAUUUACAUCUAACCUUUCACCAAAGGAGUUGCUUGUGAGGAUUGAAAAUACAGUAACAAAUAUGGGAUUCCAAGUCCAAAGAAAGCAUGGAAAGCUGAAAGUGACCCAAAAGCAGCACAAAGUUCAAAAGUGCCCCGGGAGUCUGUCAGUAGCCGCAGAAGUCUUUGAAAUCAGCCCUUCCUUGUACGUUGUAGAGUUACAUAAAUCCUAUGGUGAUGCUGCCGUGUAUAGACAGUUGUGUAAAAAGUUAUCCAAUGAUUUGGGUGUCUCCCGUAGUCAAGAGCUCCUGACAACUGAGUUUAGUACUCAAUCAGACGAUGCUGAGACAACGGAUGGCAGCGACAGCUAAAUCUUUUUUUUUUUUUUUCAUAUAGUUUUGUUAAUCCAGAACGAUAUAUAUUUUUUAUAGAAAUGUACAAAUGGAAUGGGAGCAUAUAUCCAUCCAAUUAUUAGAAAAUAGAGAGAAGAGAGCUUUGUAUUUAGUUCAUUUGAUUUGCAUAUCUCUUGGUAACUUUUGCUACCAGUUGCUAAUUGCAUAUCGAACUGUCAUCAAACAAUAAAUUCAAGCCUGCUAUGAAUGAAAAGAAAGUAUAUAUUUUAUGGAGUUUUU